AGAGCGGGCCUGGGUCUGAUCCUGCCUGGGAGACACGUCUCCACUGCCCAUUUCCACCACACUGCGGGCGUCUGCCUAGUGUGAGCCCCUGUGCGGUAUCUGUGUGUUUCUGUGGAUGGGAAAAGGGGGACGGCGGUGUGUGCGUGUGCGUGUAGAGCAGAGCUAGGCCUAGUUCCUCACUGUCCUCUCUUUCUCUCGCUCCCUGCACCUCACCCCAUCAGCCCCCAGACUCAGCCACCAGUCCCUCAUCACAUGGGCAGUGAAGGGAUGGCUGCCCAGCUGCUGGCUGACGAGGCCCUGGAGUUGGUGACCUUCAAAGACGUGGCCGUGGACUUCACCCAGGAGGAGUGGCAACAGCUGGAGCCGGCUCAGAGGGACCUCUACAGAGAUGUGAUGCUGGAGAACUUGCAGAACCUCAGCUCACUAGAUUUGGAAUCCAGGCCUGACAGGGACGGCCCAGAGGAAGCCGUGCCUGCAGGAGCUUCCCCCGGGCUGGCCCUGGAAGAGCUGGGAGGGAGCCGCCUCUGGCGCUCCGGGGCGGGAGAGUCCGAGGGGCCUCCAGGAAGGGCCCCUGCAGAGCAUCAGCCCAGAGACGCCCAGCCAGAAAUUCCAGAAGGGAGGAGCCUCCACAGUUGUGCCCCGCGGAACCCCGACUGGGAGGGCCCCCGGGGAGCCCCUGGCGGCGAGGAGCCCUGCGUGUGCAGGGAGUGCGGGGAGGCCUUCGCGCAGCGGGCCCAGGUGGCGCAGCACCAGCGCGCACACGCCCUGGACAAGCCCUUCGCGUGCGGCGAGUGCGGGAGACGCUUCCGCAGGAAUGCCACGCUAGCCGUGCACCGGCGCGUGCACACCGGGGAGAAGCCGUUCGCGUGCGCCGAGUGCGGCAAGGCCUUCAGUCAGCGCACCAACCUCACGGUGCACCGGCGCAUCCACACCGGCGAGCGGCCCUACCGCUGCGCCCAGUGCGGCCGGGCCUUCGUGCAGAACAUGCAGCUGGUCGGGCACCAGCGCACGCACACGGGCGAGCGGCCCUACCCGUGCGGCGACUGUGGCAAGGCCUUCACCCUCAUCACCAAUCUGGUGGACCACCAGCGCAUCCACACCGGGGAGAAGCCCUUCGUGUGCGACGUGUGCGGCAAGCGCUUCACCAAGCGCUCGUCCCUGCUCGGGCACCAGCGGGCCCCCACGGGCACCAGACCCCACCAGUGCCGGGUGUGCGGGAAGGCCUUCCGCAAGAAAUCCGACCUGGUCAACCAUCACCGCACACACACAGGCGAGCGGCCUUUCAAGUGCUACGAGUGCGGCAAGGCGUUCACGCAGAGCAUGACGCUGGUGGAGCACCAGAAGACGCACACGGGCGAGAAGGCGCGCCCGUGCCAGCAGUGCGGGAAGCGCUUCACCAAGUCGUCCGCGCUCAUCCUGCACGAGAGGAUCCACACCGGCGAGAGGCCCUUCCGCUGCCCCGACUGCGGCAAGGCCUUCAACCAGAACGUGCAGCUCGUGGUGCACCGGCGCAGCCACACCGGCGAGAGGCCGUUCCAGUGCGGGGCCUGCGGGAAGUCCUACAGCCAGAAGGGCUACCUCACCGUCCACCGGCGCACGCACACUGGGGAGCGGCCCUUCCCGUGCACGGAGUGCGGCAAGACCUUCAGCCAGAAGGCGCACCUCUCCAUCCACCUGAGGAUCCACACGGGCGAGAAGCCCUACCGAUGCGGCGAGUGCGGGCGCAGCUUCCGGAAGGUGUCCUUCCUGUUCCAGCACCAGGCCAUCCACAGCGACGAGAGGCCCUUCCAGUGCGGCGUGUGCGGCAAGGCCUUCGUGCGCAAGUCCACUCUGGUCCAGCACGGUAGGACCCACACGGGAGAGAAGCCCUAUCAGUGCACGCAGUGUGGGAAGGCCUUCCGGCACCAGCCCACGCUAAGGGCGCACCUUAGAAUUCACACCCGGGAGAAGCCCUACGAGUGCCAGGCGUGCGGCAAGGCCUUCAGGCGCAUCGGGAAUCUCACCUGCCACCAGAAGACCCACAUGGCCGGGGAGGUGGCCCCGCGCCGGCCCAGCUCAGGGAGCAGGCCUUCCUCCCAGCUAACCAACAACUGAGCCUCACGUGAUGGGCCUGAUGGCCAAGUUUCGGCCUUCUUUCUCUUUAGGCUUAACUUAGGGACCUCAAGAGAUGCCCAUAAGGCUGGUGCCACAUUCCUGACAAUCUGGAAAAGACAGAUGACAGCAGGGCCUGCUUCAUGGGUGCACAACCUGAGCCACCACACAGGGCGCACAUCGAUUUCAUGCUCUGCUGUCACUGUGGUGAAUUUGCCAGUCCCAGGGAGGAGAUCAGACCAGGGGUUGAGAAACCACAGCCCACAGAGCCAGACAUGCUUUUGCAUGGACCGCAAGGCAAGAAUGGUUUUUACCUUUUGGAAGGGUUGUAAAAUAAAAUGAAAAGAGUAUGAGAAGAGAGCUCCUAUGACCCGCAAAGGGUAAAAUAUUUACCAUCUAGGCCUUCACACAAAGUUUGCCAGCCCCUGGCCAUCAACCAAGAGUAAUCGAAGAGAAUUCUGGACCCUCUUUCACCACCUAGGGCAAGUCCCUGCUUGGUCGCAAGGUCUCCCUCCCUGGUCCUUUCUGGGUGGGCUGCUCCACAU
Molecule: messenger RNA, 2636 nt
Organism: Zalophus californianus (California sea lion)
Lineage: Eukaryota; Metazoa; Chordata; Mammalia; Carnivora; Otariidae
Product: zinc finger protein 883-like
Exons: 3
Coding region: 253-2094 (613 amino acids)
Biological process (GO): regulation of DNA-templated transcription
Source: RefSeq, a predicted model, not a curated record